This is a messenger RNA of Poeciliopsis prolifica (blackstripe livebearer), 4194 nucleotides long. It is a transcript of the gene cpxm2, whose product is annotated as carboxypeptidase X (M14 family), member 2. The coding region runs from base 328 to 2613 and encodes 761 amino acids. The transcript is spliced from 16 exons. Gene Ontology annotation, biological process: proteolysis. Gene Ontology annotation, molecular function: metallocarboxypeptidase activity; zinc ion binding. Lineage: Eukaryota; Metazoa; Chordata; Actinopteri; Cyprinodontiformes; Poeciliidae. The record is from RefSeq and is a predicted model, not a curated record.
GAUCCGCUAACAAAAUCCUCCGGUGUGAAGUGGCGGCUACAUACGAAAGUGCUCCCCAUCUUUAUGCAAAAGUCCGGACCUUCAUCUCUUCGGAUCGCCUGGAUCCACUGCCUCCGUUGGUCCAGACUGAGGCGUCCAUGGACCCUCUGGCUCCGCUGCCUUCAUUACAGACUUGGAGCGCUCUGACAACUUUCUGAACCCUUUGCUUUGGAGAGGAGGGGAAGCGAAAGACGAGCACUUGAUGGGACAUAGCGCUGGAAGCACCAGGAGGCUCAUCUGGAGACUAGAUCUUGACUUUCAAACAGAGAUAAUCCCCCUCCUCGGGCCAUGACAGGGCAACUCCUCAGCCUUCUGACCCUUCUGGCUCUGCUGCUCUUUGUAGGGUUUGCAGAACUCAGCCUUUCCCCUAUUGAAGAGGACGAGGAUAACUACAUGCAGGAGAUGCUCACAAGGGAACGGUACAAUCAAGUUAGAAUGCCGGAGAAGUUAAUUUCCUCGACAGCCAACGCACACGGAGAACCGAAACAGAAGCCAGCACGGAAAAUGCCUAAUGGAGAGAUGGGAAAUGACAAGAAGACAGAUAAAAUCAGUGAUUCUACAAAACCAGUGAAAACACCCAACAGAAAGACAGUGAAGAACAAGAAGAGCUCCCUGAAAGAAUCAAACAUCAUCUCAGAAGGAGUCGCAGAGUUCAACUCAAUGACAGAGGAAUGCCCUCCCAUGGGACUGGAGACUUUGAAGAUUGAUGACUUCCAGCUUCACGCUUCGUCUACGAAACGUUACGGUCUUGGUGCACACAGAGGUCGUCUUAACAUUCAGGCUGGACUUUAUGAAGACGACCUGUACGAUGGGGCCUGGUGUGCAGGGAGGGAUGACCCGCUUCAGUGGUUGGAAGUGGAUGCCAGGAGACUGACAAAGUUCACGGGGGUCGUCACCCAGGGCAGGAGCUCCCUCUGGUCAAGCGAUUGGGUGACUUCCUACAAGGUCAUGAUUAGCAAUGACAGUCACACAUGGAUAACUCUUAAGAACGACUCAGCAGACUUGAUAUUCAGCGCCAACAGAGAAAAAGAAAUCCCCGUCCGGAACAUCUUUCCAUCACCUGUGGUCGCUCGGUACAUUCGAGUCAACCCCCGCUCGUGGUUUUACGGUGGCAGCAUCUGUAUGAGAGCAGAGAUCCUUGGCUGUCCUUUGCCAGAUCCUAACAAUUACUAUCACAGACGCAAUGAAGUCAUAACGACUGACGAUUUGGACUUCAGGCACCACAGCUACAAAGAGAUGAGGCAGCUGAUGAAGGUGGUUAAUGAGAUGUGCCCCAACAUCACACGGAUCUAUAACAUAGGAAAAUCUCAAAACGGCCUUAAAUUGUAUGCCAUAGAGAUCUCUGACAACCCUGGUGAACAUGAAGUUGGUGAACCAGAGUUUCGCUAUACAGCAGGUGCACACGGAAAUGAGGUGCUUGGACGAGAGCUCCUCCUCCUGCUCAUGCAGUUCAUGUGUCUGGAGUAUCUAUCAGGCAACCAGCGGAUACGUCACCUGGUGGAGGAGACCAGAAUCCACCUGCUGCCAUCCAUCAACCCUGAUGGGUACGAGAAAGCCUUUGAAGCGGGUUCAGAGCUUAGUGGCUGGUCUCUUGGUCGAUGGACCAAUGAUGGCAUAGAUAUCCACCACAACUUUCCUGAUCUCAACUCAAUUCUCUGGGAGGCUGAGGCAAAGAAGUGGAUUCCUCGCAAAAUGUUCAACCACCACAUCCCCACCCCAGAGUGGUACCUGUCUAACAAUGCCUCGUCAAACUCAUCUUUCGGUACAAGAGGAGAAGGGGUUGCCUUGGAGACACGAGCGCUGAUAGCAUGGAUGGAGAAAAUGCCCUUUGUGCUUGGUGGGAAUCUCCAGGGAGGCGAGCUGGUGGUGACCUUCCCAUAUGACAGAACUCGCUCCCAGGGGGUGACUCGGGAGCAGACCCCCACCCCUGAUGACCACGUCUUCCGCUGGUUGGCCUUCUCUUACGCUUCCACCCACCGCCUCAUGACUGAUGCCAGCCGACGGGUCUGUCACACAGAAGACUUCGCCAAGGAGGAUGGAACCAUCAACGGGGCAUCCUGGCACACUGCGGCCGGAAGUAUGAAUGAUUUCAGCUACCUACACACCAACUGCUUUGAGCUGUCGAUGCAUGUGGGUUGUGACAAAUUCCCCCAUGAAAGCGAGCUGCCUGAAGAGUGGGAGAACAAUCGGGAGUCUCUUCUUGUUUUCAUGGAGCAGGUGCAUCGUGGGAUCAAAGGUGUAGUCAGGGACAUACAAGGACGAGGAAUAGCCAAUGCCAUCGUCUCUGUAGAAGGCAUCGGUCACGAUGUUCGCACAGCUGCUGAUGGUGACUACUGGCGCCUGUUGAACCCUGGAGAGUACAGAGUAACAGCCAGAGCUGAGGGCUACAGCCUCACCACUAAAAAGUGUGAGGUUGGCUACGCGAUAGGGGCCACCAGGUGUGACUUCACCAUUGGCCGGAGUAACUUGUUCCGAAUCAGAGAAAUAAUGGAAAAAUACAACAAGCAGCCAAUCAAGUUGCCCAUGAGGCAGCUUCAGGCCCAAAGACCCAGAGAGAGACGCGUGGGAACAUAAUGACAACAUGAGGAAGCCUGGGGAGGAAUUGAAAGAAAGCAUCUGCUCUGAUGAGACAGGAUUGGAGUCCAUGCUCAGUUUUGGACAUUUGUUAGGUUCUUUCACUUAGUUAGGUUCUAAGUGUUGUCAGAAGAAUUUGUAUUUGGUUGCUCAAAUUAUGAAUGAAUCUAAUUGUGUGCAGAAUUUGAUCCUUAUGUUUUUAAUAGACAAUUGUUAUAGUUAUGGUUAACAUCCACACUGCACUGUCAUUUUUUUGUGUUUGGAAGCAGUAUAAGAGUUUGUAUUCUCCUUAUUAUGACAAAUACUAAAAGGUUAAGCUAAAGUUGCAUCAGAUCUUAUUUUUUUAAGUGAAAGUGAAAUAUGAAUGAUCAGUGCAAAGCCUGUUUGAAAUUGCCAUUGCGCACAUGCAGGCCCAGUGUAAUAAAUUAGAAUAUCAUCAGAAAGUUUGUUUAUUCUAGUGAUUCAGCUCCAAAUUGAAACCUGGAUUGCGUAGACCCAAUACACAAAGUUAUGUUCCAAGCUGUACUUUGUGUUGAUUUUGACAUUUGUUGCCUACUGCUAACUACAAAAAAAAGUUAUGUCAGUUGCUUGUGCCCUUUUACUUUACCACGUCUUUUCCUACUAUAAUACAAAAAAAAAUACUUUUAUUAUUUUGUGUAAUAUAAAAGUACCAUUGGCUGUGCACCACAACAGUCAACAAUAACAAAAAUAAACAUUUGGAAUAUACCACUGUGUGAAUUGAACCCAUAUAAAAUAUGAGCAAAAAUAUUUUUAAUAAAAUUACUUAAAUAAACCUUUUGUUGAUAUUAGUAAAAUUCUAAUUUAUUGCGAUGCACCACUACUUAACUUAUACAACACCGUAGUAAGUCAUCAUAGCAGCUUUCUCGUCAUAAAAGCACUUUGGUAUUUUUCUAAAAUACUUUUUGCUUUUUAGUUUGUUUUCUUUUAAUAAACCUUUGCACAACUUAAAAUUGCUGGUCUUUUGUGUGGAUUUUAGCACUGGAAAUUACUCUAGAAGCCAUUUAUUUUAUCCAUAAUUGUAUCCCAUUUUAUUUUUAGUCCCAAUUUUUUUGUAGGCUUGCAAUUUGUUGAAUGAAAUAUAAAUAAAAAUAAAUUUAAAAAAAAUUAUUUAGAUCCCUAAUAAAGCUUGACAAGUGAAAAUGUUGAUAUUCCAAACACAGCCUUGAAAUAUUUCAUACAUGACUAAUUGUCAGGGUUUUUUAAUUGUGUUAAAAUCACACAAAAAGAGUGAUAAAUACAAGAAGCUCUAGUUAAUGACUCAUUGUUCUUUAUGCCUCAUGCAUUUCUUCAUUUAUACAUAAAGAGGUGUUUCUAUUCUCAUCACAGCUUUUUUUCCUAAAAGCAUUCCUUAAAAAUUUAUCUAAUAGUUGUACUGAAGAAGAAUUGGGACAUUGAUUUUUUUGUUUAAAUAAGCACUGCGCUUUAAUAAAGAAAAUAACAUAUUUGUAAAUAAUCGUGGCAGACGUCUUCAUCCAUGUUGACAACUCCCAAGACAGAGGAACAAAAGAACUAUGUGAUACACUUAAAAUGUUGUAUUCUUUGUGUUAAAAUACCAAAGGU